AUAUGCAGAGCGUAGAGGCAUGCGCAGCGAGCAGCAAUUUUCUUGUUGGCAGUAAUCGGAAUAUUAAGGAAGAAGCUGUGAAGUUCAUAUAAACGGCUCUGAUCACUUAACUGAGUGUAUACCUAGUGGGUCGCUGACGGGUGCGGCGAGGACCUUCGCUAUGUUGCGUCGCUCGCUAAUGCAGGUGACGGGUGGCGUCUCGCGAAGUUUUCACUGUUGUACAAGCGCAAAUAUCGGACUGAAGUCAUCUUCUGCCCAAACUAUCAUUGCGACCGCUGUCUCCACGGCUGAGAGAAACUCCGUCUUGUCGUCGCUCCCCCCUCUGGCGCUCCCAUCGACCCCGUUCAUAACACUUAUCAAGGCUCCGCGCAUUUCGCCUUUUGUGAUUAACCCUGCUCGAAUUCUUCCGUCGGCCAUCAAGCCUGAAGUGGAGAUACCGUAUUUGCAUUACAAAGGAGUGACUUUGCCCAAUCUGGGCAACGUUAAAACCCCUAUAAAAGAACCAAAGACUACUAGCAACGAAAUGCGCUGCGCGGUUCUCGUACAAAUCCGCAAGAAGAAAAUGAAAAAGCAUCAAAGGCGAAAGUUGAGAAAACGAAUGCGUUUCCUAAUCCAAAAGACUGAAAUGCGUCGUUUGAAGAAGAAAGAAGCUGAUUUCAAGACGGAACUGUUGGCUAAACUCGAUGAAGCGAAGCAGUUCGAUGCGGAGGCAUUUAUCAAGGAAGCGUUGCAGAAGAUCCGUCACAAACACGAGCAUAUUGAGACCCCAGAACAGCGAAAAGAGAGGAUCAAGGAACUUUACAGGAAGUAUCGUAGUAAUGUGAGGUGGAUUAGGCCCAAACUCGACGAUUAAAUAUACAUUUAAAGCAUUAUAACUGUCAUGUUGAAUAAAUUUAGAUCAUUUUUAAAGUAACUUGCUGGUGAUUUUUUGCAUUACCUUAAACAUCAUAUAAAUAUUAUGUUAAUGUUUUUUUGAUUUAAAUAUGUAUUCGAUAAGUAUUCGAUGUACAAGCACCAGUCUUGCUAAAGAUUACAUUUUUAUUUGGUAGGAGACAUAUAGAAAGACUAUUUAGUUAAUGAUAAAUAUUUCAUUUUUUUCGUUUUACUUUGAAUCUUUAAACAUAUCUUGAAUAACGUUUCUUAUUGCUUACUAUGUUAUUUUAUUAUUAUGUUUUUUCUCAUUUUCUCAAAACUUCUGGCGGAUACCUUUUGAAUGCCUCAGUUUACCUUAUGA
Molecule: messenger RNA, 1234 nt
Organism: Varroa destructor (honeybee mite)
Lineage: Eukaryota; Metazoa; Arthropoda; Arachnida; Mesostigmata; Varroidae
Cellular component (GO): mitochondrion
Source: RefSeq, a predicted model, not a curated record